AUGGAAAUGCAUAGGGAUAUUGUACCAGACCUCCCCAUCAAUACUGAGUUGUUGUUCUCAAAUGACAUUUGUUAUAAUCAAGGAUUUUAUAGAAAGGACUCAAUUCUCACGGUACAGGGUCAUCCCGAAUUCAAUGAAGAUAUCAUUAACAAAAUUGUAGACGUUCGUGCUGACACUGGUGUGAUCUCUCCUGAGCUCGCAAACGAUGCACGUAACAGAUCAGGUGAUCGUAAUGACGGACCUGGUUUGGCUAAAGUAAUGGUUAAGUUCAUAACCGAAGGUUUAGAAUAG
Molecule: messenger RNA, 291 nt
Organism: Sugiyamaella lignohabitans
Lineage: Eukaryota; Fungi; Ascomycota; Dipodascomycetes; Dipodascales; Trichomonascaceae
Product: putative amidotransferase
Exons: 1
Coding region: 1-291 (96 amino acids)
Cellular component (GO): cytosol; nucleus
Source: RefSeq, a predicted model, not a curated record